Messenger RNA from Protobothrops mucrosquamatus (brown spotted pit viper), 1890 nucleotides. Its product is annotated as alcohol dehydrogenase 1B-like. The coding region runs from base 398 to 1528 and encodes 376 amino acids. Gene Ontology annotation, biological process: retinol metabolic process; retinoic acid metabolic process. Lineage: Eukaryota; Metazoa; Chordata; Lepidosauria; Squamata; Viperidae. Gene Ontology annotation, molecular function: zinc ion binding; all-trans-retinol dehydrogenase (NAD+) activity. The record is from RefSeq and is a predicted model, not a curated record. Gene Ontology annotation, cellular component: cytosol. The transcript has 9 exons.
UUUCAUCUGUAAUCAUAACAGACUGGCAGUUUGUUUUCUAUGUUUUUUCUUGAGAUUGCCAAUGUAAACCCUGCAUUUUUCACACAUGCCCGUAUUAAUUGCUGUUUCUUGGACUUAUGUAAUACAACCCUUUAUGCAUUGCUUGUCCCGUUAAUAUCUACACUGAAGCUGUAAAUUCCUGGUAAUCUAUGUGUGCUUAAUUGUCUGAAGUUACAAAACAACCUGAUCAAACUAGUCAAAGUAAAGGAGUGGCUAAGUUUGUUGGGUGGAGCUGGGAAAGUACUACAGUUAGCUAAAAGAGAAGUAAGCAUUUUGCAAUCCAUAUUUUGAAGGCAAACAGUUUUGUACCAAGUAGAAUAACCUAGAAGAGGUGAAAUCUGUUACAAAAUCAAGGACGAUGGGCACUGCAGGGAAAGUAAUCAAAUGCAAGGCAGCAGUAAUCUGGAAACAAAAAGAACCAUUUAGUAUUGUGGAAAUAGAAGUAGCUCCACCAAAAGCACACGAAGUUCGCAUCAAGAUUUUGGCUUCUGGAAUUUGUCGCUCAGAUGACCACGUUGUAAGUGGUGCAGUAAAGGCAAAAUUGCCUAUUAUUCUUGGUCAUGAAGCAGCUGGUGUGGUUGAGAGUGUGGGGGAAGGUGUUACCAGUAUGAAAGCAGGAGACAAAGUCAUUCCGAUUUUUCUCCCACAAUGUGGUCAAUGCAGUACUUGCCUGCAUCCUAGAGGCAACCUGUGCAAGAAGAAUGACCUUCACACAGGGUCUGGAUUAAUGGAGGAUGGCACCAGUAGAUUCACUCACAAAGGAACAGUACUGCACAGUUUUGCUGGUACCAGCACUUUCACAGAAUACACGGUGGUAAACGAGUAUUCGGUUGUCAAAAUUGAUGCUGCAGCACCUCCUGAAAAAGUGUGCCUUAUUAGCUGUGGGUUUUCUACUGGCUAUGGUGCUGCCUUAAAUGCUGCAAAGGUGAGGCCUGGUUCUACCUGUGCCAUUUUUGGACUCGGAGGAGUUGGUCUCUCAGUAGUCAUGGGCUGCAAGGCAGCUGGAGCUUCCCGAAUCAUUGGAGUCGAUAUCAACAAGGAUAAAUUCCCCAAGGCUAAAGAAUUUGGUGUCACAGACUGUAUCAAUCCCCGGGAUUACCAGAAACCCAUCAAUGAAGUUAUCUUUGACUUGACUGGGGGUGAAGGAGUAGAAUAUUCCUUUGAAGCCAUUGGAAACCCUGAAGUCAUGAUGUCUGCCUUGAAUUCCUGCCAAAUAAAUUAUGGAAAGUGCAUCAUUGUGGGAGUACCCCCUUCGGAUUCUAGCAUUGACUUUCAUCCAGGACUUCUCUUCUCAGGCCGCACUUGGAAAGGAACUCUGUUUGGAGAUUGGAAAAGUAAAGAUUCAGUUCCUAAAUUGGUGUCAGAUUACAUGAACAAAACGUUUAUCCUAGAUCCAUUAAUUACUCACACUUUACCAUUUGAAAAAAUCAACGAAGGCUUUGAUUUGCUUCACUCAGGAAAAAGCAUCCGUUGUGUCCUGACGUUCUAAAGUCUCUGGUUCUGAAGAAAAAUAGAAAACCAUCAUUUCUGUCUCUGAAUCCAUCGGAAAUGCAUUAUGCAGCAUAUAUGCUUCAAUAAGCCAGUCAACAGAAACAGAAUUGUUUCUUUUCUUUCUAUCUCUUUUCUCCCCAUUCUGGUUCGUGUGUUGCUAUUAUUACUGCUGAAUUUACCCACAAGGAAGACAACCCUGAAAUUAAGGCAGUCCCAUACAAAAACAAAGAUUGGGCAACAUAAACAUGCUUAACAUUCCUGUGUUUUGUACACUUUCCCUAUUUCAUCAGCUCUCUCUUUCUCUCUUUGAAGCAAAUUCUAGCAACGUUUGUUCUCCUGACAAAUAAGUACAUGUUACCU